Eimeria mitis is the source of this 870-nucleotide messenger RNA. RefSeq lists its product as uncharacterized. The record is from RefSeq and is a predicted model, not a curated record. The coding region runs from base 1 to 870 and encodes 289 amino acids. Lineage: Eukaryota; Apicomplexa; Conoidasida; Eucoccidiorida; Eimeriidae. The transcript has 4 exons.
AUGUUUGGCCGGUUGUUAUCUCUGCUGCUGCAGCGUCUGCUGCAGCGGCUGCUGCUGCGCUUCGGUGUAGAGGCAGCUGCGGUGUCUGUGAGCAGCAGCAAGGGCCUGCUGCUGCAGGGCCUAGCAUGCAGCAGCAGCAGCAGCAUAACCCCUGCGUUGCUGCUGCAUUCGCUGCUGAUAGGAGAAGUUCAUCUCAAGACAACAUGGAGAGACCUGCUGCAGCAGCUGCUGCUGCAGCAGCAGGGCUCUAUCGAGGUGUAUGUACACCGCGUAUACGCCCUCGUCUCUACGCAGAGAGACGAUGGCAGCGAAAGGGUCAAAGCCAAGCAGCAGCAGCAGCAGCAGCAGCAGCAGCAGCAGCAGCAGCAACAGCAGCACCUGACCACGCGGCUAGACAUCCGCCCUGGGGGGGCCCGCGUAGACAUCCGGCCGCUGCAGUGCGGCAUCGUUGCUGCUGCUGUUUCUCUUACACCAGCAGCAGCAGCAGCAGCAGCAGCAGCAGCAAUAGAAGAACCAGAAGCAGCAGCAGCAGCAGCAGCAGCAGCAGCAGGAGACGGGGGCGGAUGUCUCUGCGCCCCCGCCUCAACCCUUGCAGCAGCAGCUGCUGCUGCAGCUGCUGCUGCUGCUGCUGCUGCUGCUGCUGCUGUUUCUGCUGCUGUCUCCAUGGCUCGCCUGAGCCAGCAGCAGCAGCAGCAGCAGCAGCAGCAGCAGCAGCAAAGUGUGCCCGCGCUAAAGGGUCCUCCAGUUUCUGCUGCUGUCUCCAGGGCUCGCCUGAGCCACCACCAGCAGCAGCAGCAGCAGCAGCAGCAGCAGCAGCAGCAAAGUGUGCCCGCGCUAAAGGGUCCUCCAGCCGCAGGUGGAGGUCACUGA